GGUCCUGAUAACAGGGUACCAGAAACCAAUGUGUCACAGAACACUGCGACCGGUUUAUAGCUGUCAUGUGUAUGAAAGGGCAGGCAGCUGUGUGCUUUCUCUCGUCGAUUUCUCGGGUUUUGUACCCUACGCUCAAGUACGUAGUAGCUUCUUUUCAGUUUCUUUGUGUUUUCUCAACUCACUUUUGCACCUUCCGUGCACACCAUAUGACUAGCCUAGUCUCCGGUAUCCGAGUCACUCCCAGUGCUUCUCGUCAUCUUGCAUAUCUUGAUACUCAUCGCAGUCCUCGUCGUAGCCUAUCUCAGCGCUGUUCCUAACCGUCGCCGAGACUCGCCCUAGUCUUUAAUGUCUCCCUCUAGCACUGAGAAGCCAGGGGCGCACUGCCAGUCUCCCGAAGCAACCGCCGAUAAAAUUGCAGCGGCCGUAGAAGAGAGUUGGCCCACAAAAGAUUUUGGUCUUAUACCAAUCCCGAAAAGGCUCCAAUACAAUCCCAUCAAACCUUUUCACUUUGGCAUUUCUCUCAACGUUUCCUUUGGAUUUGCUAGCACAUUGACUGUCGCUAACUUGUAUUAUUGUCAACCGCUGUUGAGUAUGUUGUUGCGGACGAACCACAUCGCCAGUUACGCCAAUUCAACGCCUAUGAUCAUCUUCGCCGGUUCUACAGUCUAUGUCUAUAUUGCUGUAUUAAGUCUUUCUGCAUCGGAAGCACAGCCAGAUUUGCAAAGGACCUUUGACAUCAUCAACCAGUGCGGUAGGAAAGUUCGAGGACUCGCCAUCACGAACAACCUCUUGGUGUUCGAGAUAAUCUCGUUUCUGAUUGGGCUGACGUCUGUCACUCCUCAAAUUCUCGUGCCACUAGCCGCAGAUCUCCCUCCUCCCGCCCGUCGUGGAUCAGCUAUUUCAGUUGUCCUAUCAGGUUAUCUGCUUGGCAUCCUCAUCGCACGUGUACUGUCUGGCAUGGUGGCCAAUUUUACGGGUUGGCGAAUUGUGUACUGUAUGUCUAUUGGCGUCCAGAGCAUUGUCCUGGGCGGUGCGUACAUGUUGCUUCCGGACUAUCCAGUCAAGAACUGUGAUUUGUCCUACCUCGGGAUAUUUCGUUCCAUGGCGAAAUAUAUUGUCACCGAACCUCUCGUCAGCAAGAUCAUGUUCACAAACUGGGCUGCCAGCGCAUGCUUCACCAACUGGUGGGUGACCCUCACGUUCCUACUCGGUGGACCGUCAUAUGGCUACUCCACCAUGAUCAUCGGCUUAUUUGGCCUCAUUGGAAUGCUGGGUGUAAUUAUUGCGCCAUUCUUUGGCCGUCUGCUCGAUCGGCUUGCGCCAUGGUGGUCCGCAGUUGUUUCGACUGUGCUUCUUUUGGUGUUCCAAGCAGUACAAACUGGGGCGGGAGGUAUAAACAUCGCUGCAGUCGUCAUCUCUUACUUUGUAUUAGACCUGUUCCGUCAAACUCAAUCUAUAUCACUCUCUGCACUGAUGUUCAGGUACAGUAUCAUGUGUUUCCAGCUCGCUGUGCUUAGCCUUAGAGGUCCCCAUUGUCCUGGGAAUCGCUGA
Molecule: messenger RNA, 1551 nt
Organism: Suillus subalutaceus
Lineage: Eukaryota; Fungi; Basidiomycota; Agaricomycetes; Boletales; Suillaceae
Exons: 5
Coding region: 346-1551 (401 amino acids)
Biological process (GO): transmembrane transport
Molecular function (GO): transmembrane transporter activity
Source: RefSeq, a predicted model, not a curated record